AUGGAUUCCUUUGUCCCUACCAGCAGCGCCAUCUCGCCGUUUUCGCCAUCCGCUCCCUCCCCUCUCACCAUCACCAUCUUCACAACCACCACCACCACCACCAGCGCAAUGGAUCGACGACACGAUGAAUCCUAUCCUCUGCGCUCCUACGAGCAUCUGGACGACUAUGCACAAGAACUCAAUUCUCCCACGUAUCACAACAGCGGUGACCCUGUUUUCUAUCCUCCACCAUCGCAUGAUGCUCUUCCCACCGCGUCCAGCUCGUCCUGGCAAUCUGGAUUCCAUCAACAAGAUCUCCAGGAAACGCCCAUCCAGCCCAACUCCAACAGCGCCUCUUCCUGGCACCGCCGCCAGGCUGGAGGCCUGCGCCGCUAUCCAACUCGCAGAAUUAAACUGGCAAAGAGGGCCGUCUUGAGCGUUGACCAUGCAGUUCCAAGCGCGAUCAUCAACUCCGUUGAGCCGCAGUAUCGAGAUUCGGGAGAGAGUCCUAAUGAAUUCACCCAUCUGAGAUAUACGGCUGCGACAUGCGACCCCGACGACUUCACGCUACGCAAUGGCUACAACCUCCGUGCGUCCAUGUACAAUCGGUACACCGAGCUCCUAAUCGCCAUCACAUACUACAACGAAGACAGGAUCCUCACAGCCCGGACUCUCCACGGCGUCAUGCAAAAUGUCCGCGAUAUUGUCAACUUAAAGAGAACACAGUUCUGGAACAAAGGAGGCCCCGCGUGGCAGAAGAUCGUGGUCUGUCUGGUCUUUGACGGGAUGGAUCCGUGCGAUAAAGAGACUCUCGAUCUGCUGGCCACGGUGGGGAUAUACCAGGAUGGGAUUAUGAAGCACGAUGUUGACGGGAAAGAAACUGAAGCACAUAUUUUUGAAUACACCACGCAAUUAUCGAUCACGCCCUCGUUGCAGUUGGUCCGCCCUCAAAGCGGGGACCCUUUGAACCUCCCGCCGGUCCAGAUGAUAUUCUGCCUGAAACAGAAAAACAGCAAGAAAAUCAACUCCCACCGUUGGCUGUUCAAUGCCUUUGGACGUAUCCUGAACCCAGAGGUAUGUAUCCUGAUCGACGCGGGCACGAAACCAGGCCAUAAAUCCCUCCUCGCUCUCUGGGAAGCAUUCUAUAAUAACAAGAACCUCGGCGGGGCUUGCGGCGAAAUUCAUGCUCUACUUGGUCCACGCUGGGAAAAGCUCGUGAAUCCACUCGUCGCUGCUCAGAAUUUUGAGUACAAGAUCUCUAAUAUUCUUGAUAAGCCGCUCGAGAGUAGCUUUGGCUACGUGAGUGUCUUACCUGGUGCCUUUUCUGCAUACCGCUACCGGGCCAUCAUGGGUCGGCCGUUAGAGCAAUACUUUCACGGUGACCAUACACUGUCGAAGAGAUUAGGGAAGAAGGGAAUCGAGGGCAUGAAUAUCUUCAAGAAGAAUAUGUUCCUGGCUGAGGACCGCAUUUUGUGCUUUGAACUUGUCGCAAAGGCAGGCCAGAAGUGGACAUUGACUUACGUUAAAACAUCCAAGGGGGAGACUGACGUUCCAGAAGCACCACCGGAGUUCCUCAGUCAGCGACGGCGAUGGCUCAAUGGGUCGUUUGCUGCGAGUUUGUACUCGGUCAUGCACUUUGCGCGUAUCUACGGAAGUGGCCAUAGUUUGGUCCGGUUGUUCUUUUUGCAUGUGCAGCUGAUCUAUAACGUCUGUCAGCUCAUCAUGACAUGGUUUUCUCUGGCAUCGUACUGGCUCACCACUUCGGUCAUCAUGGACAUCGUCGGCACACCGAGCGCAACUAACAAGAAUAAAGGCUGGCCGUUUGGUAACGACGCUACGCCCAUCGUCAACAACGUUAUUAAAAUCCUUUACCUAGUGUUUCUCAUGCACCAAUUCUUCCUCGCCCUCGGAAACAGACCAAAGGGCGCACAAGUCCCCUACAUCCUCUCCUUCCUCUACUUCGCCCUCGUGCAGAUGUACAUCCUCAUCCUCUCCUUUUACCUCGUCGCCCAAGCCUUUACCGGUGGUAAUAUAGACCUCAACUUCGACGACGGUGCCGGCGGCUUCGUCGCCUCCUUCUUCACCUCGACCACCGGCCUCGUCCUUAUCGCCCUCGUCUCCACCUACGGUACCUAUCUAAUCGGCAGCGUCCUCUACUUAGACCCGUGGCACCUCAUCACCUCCUCAUGGGCCUACUUCCUCGGCAUGCCUUCCACAAUCAACGUCCUCAACGUCUACGCCUUCUGCAACUGGCACGACGUCUCCUGGGGCACCAAGGGCUCCGACAACGCCGCAGCGUCGCUACCGUCCGCCCAAACGAAGCUCGCUGAUGGUGCAAAGAGCACAUUUGUCGAGGAACUUGAUAAGCCACAGGCUGAUAUCGAUAUUGAGUUCGAACUUACGGUCCGUCGAGCGCUCGCCGAGUACAAGGAGCCAGAACCCGAUAAGACGGUUAGCCUGGACGAUUCAUAUAAGACGUUCCGCACGAACUUGGUGCUCUGCUGGGCGUUGAGUAAUUCGUUGCUUGCCCUACUGAUUAAUAAUGCUGGUGUGAGGACUUUGUGUCUGACUACUACAUCCACAGACCGCACAGCUUGGUACUUCAAGUGCCUAUUAUGGGCGACUUCGACCUUGUCCAUUUUCCGCUUCAUGGGGGCGCUGUGGUUCCUGGGGAAGACGGGCGUGUUUUCUUGUUUUAAGCGGCGGUGA
Molecule: messenger RNA, 2688 nt
Organism: Talaromyces rugulosus
Lineage: Eukaryota; Fungi; Ascomycota; Eurotiomycetes; Eurotiales; Trichocomaceae
Exons: 8
Coding region: 1-2688 (895 amino acids)
Cellular component (GO): cell periphery; cell septum
Molecular function (GO): chitin synthase activity
Source: RefSeq, a predicted model, not a curated record